Didymosphaeria variabile is the source of this 1026-nucleotide messenger RNA. RefSeq lists its product as uncharacterized. The coding region runs from base 1 to 1026 and encodes 341 amino acids. The record is from RefSeq and is a predicted model, not a curated record. Lineage: Eukaryota; Fungi; Ascomycota; Dothideomycetes; Pleosporales; Didymosphaeriaceae. The transcript is spliced from 2 exons.
AUGUUGAAGGCCGAAGAGUUCUGGCGGCGUCAUAGUUUGGGCAACAUCGUGGACGAAGACGAUUUCGUCAAAGGUGCCCUUAUAUUCCAUGACCUGGAAGGUGCUCGAGAAUUCGAAUAUAAAUCUUCGAAGCACACAGAAGAAGAGAAGCGGCGCUACGAUGAACAUCAAGAGCGUCUCUCUGGACUAUCCUCUAGACAAAAGAGGUCCCUUCGAUGGUAUGCGUGUAGAACAGAGUACACGGUUGAACAUCAUGCAGAUGCCGUUGUGAAGCAGAUGAUCUUCGCCGUUGGCGAUGCUGUGGUGGGUGUGCUUGUUGGGAAGCCCAAUGGUCCCGAGGAUAAAUUACUUUGGGACCAUGGCAAGCCGAACUGGAAAAUCAUGAUCAGCAUCUCUGGUGUACCUGCUUUGUUGUUUUUGACUCUGAUAAUGUUUUGCGUUGGUGAGUCCAUUAGGCGCUCUGCACAGGAUCCCCUUUUACUGACUCACAGACCUGCAGAAUCUCCAAGAUGGCUUUUGAAGAAGAACAGGUAUAAGGAGGCACUUACCGCGCUCAUCACAUUGCACCAGCUGCCAAGCCCUGUGAUUGCCUGCGGCGAGUUGUACAUGAUCUUUCGUCGGCUGGAAGCCGAAGAAAGUAGAUACCUGGAGGACCUAAAGAGGAAUCAUAAUCCCAACGACACAAGAAGUACAAGUGAGACCGAACUAAGUACUGAGCUACAAAGUGUUAGUGCUUCAGCGCUUGAAGGUCGGCAGGGCAUAGCUCGACGCUCAUUCAUACAAUCCCAGGGCGACGGGGCUAUUGAUGCGCAAAUCACAUCUUCCGGAUCGACUUUACAGCCAAGGCGCGACGAUUCUCCAAGGAGUUUUCCCACUGAAGAGGUACAACGUACGGAAAGCUUCGAAGCUACUACGCUAAGUAGAGAGAGUGCUCACAGUGGCGUUUACGUCCCGGUGAAGCUCAAAGAUAUAAGUCUGUCCACAAGAAUCAAACUUCUCUGGCGAGUCAAACAUAUACGGCGGUGA